Peronospora matthiolae is the source of this 651-nucleotide messenger RNA. NCBI's taxonomy places the organism in Eukaryota, Oomycota, Peronosporomycetes, Peronosporales, Peronosporaceae. The record is from the annotation of a GenBank genome assembly.
AUGUACGAAGGGAUUGACAACCUGAAAUCCCUUUACGACCGUGCCGGGAAGACUUUCUCCGGCGGUCCUUCUGUGGCACAGGAUGUGCCGCGUCGUACUGCUCAACCAGACCCAGUACGUCAACCAUCAGUUGGGAGCGGGGCUCCCAAGUAUCCCAGGACGGGGGAUAGCCGCGCCACCGGACGAGAUAACUCGUCCGACGUCCGUUCACGUCGCGGUGGUUCAACAGCUGCUCAACCAGAUAGCGCUGGCCACCGCGAGAGUCCUCUAAUGAAGGUGGAGGAGGAGGAAAGACGCUCUCCACACGAUCGUCGGGACCCGUGUGUUUCCGAGAGCUUCUUUGAUCGCGUAACGCAAGGGUUACGCGGCGAUCUCGAACAUGAGCGGGACAGACGUCUCCAACUGGCGGACGCUGUCUCGAAGCAUCGAGCUGAGUUUGCCUUUGCUCAGCUUGAGAACGAGAGAUCUCUGACGUCUAUUCGUGACGAGCUACGGGUAGCUCGUGGGAUUGUUGACCGGUCUCGUGAUGAGAUAUCUGCUCUUCAGACCCUUGUUGAUGCCCACCAUCGGGAGCACAAGGCUCUCUGCGAGAUGCUUGAGCGCAAGGGCGUUCUUCAUCGGAAGAAGCAGCGUACUGAUGGUACGGCUUAA